Pneumocystis murina B123 is the source of this 555-nucleotide messenger RNA. RefSeq names its product ADP-ribosylation factor 1-like 2. The transcript is spliced from 6 exons. Gene Ontology annotation, molecular function: GTP binding; GTPase activity. Gene Ontology annotation, cellular component: cytoplasm; plasma membrane. Gene Ontology annotation, biological process: vesicle-mediated transport; intracellular protein transport. The record is from RefSeq and is a predicted model, not a curated record. Lineage: Eukaryota; Fungi; Ascomycota; Pneumocystomycetes; Pneumocystales; Pneumocystaceae. The coding region runs from base 1 to 555 and encodes 184 amino acids.
AUGGGAUUGUCUAUAUCCAGGUUGCUCCAGGGGUUAUUUGGGAAGAAAGAAAUGCGUAUUUUGAUGGUUGGAUUAGAUGCAGCAGGAAAAACAACUAUUCUUUAUAAAUUAAAGCUAGGGGAAAUUGUUACAACAAUUCCAACCAUUGGAUUUAAUGUUGAGACAGUUGAGUACAAGAAUAUUUCUUUCACUGUUUGGGAUGUUGGUGGACAAGAUAAAAUUAGACCAUUAUGGAGACAUUAUUUUCAAAACACACAAGGAAUUAUCUUUGUUGUUGAUUCCAAUGAUCGAGAGCGUGUCUCAGAAGCACGUGAGGAACUUUCGCGAAUGUUGAAUGAGGAUGAACUACGCGAUGCUGUGCUUUUAGUAUUUGCCAAUAAACAGGAUUUACCAAAUGCUAUGAAUGCUGCGGAAGUUACGGAUAAAUUGGGUAUUAGUACUAUGAGAAAUCGAACAUGGUAUAUUCAAGCAACAUGUGCAACAUCGGGAGAUGGUCUUUAUGAGGGCUUGGAUUGGCUUUCAAUGAAUUUGAAAAAAAGAUGUUCAAGUUAUUAA